GUUUAUACACGAUUGUCCAGUCUUACCACAUCUUUUGAACUGUGUGCUAGUGUGUAUUCUAUUUUUUUCUUCGCAAAAAAUAUUAUCAACAUGGGUUCGUUUACGACCAUUCUGUGCAUCUUUGCUGCUUUUAUGAUCAUCGACAGCGUUUCCGCUGCUGGCAGCUGUCCUUUAGCUUCAAAAAUCUACAGCUGCAGCCCCAAGUGUCAACAGAAUUACGACUGCAGUCACGGCAAGAUUUGCUGUCCCAACGGUUGCAAUGCUAAAUCAUGCAUUGACGCCGCAGCAUUUGGUAGUUCGGGUAACAACGACAAGCGUACUCAGUCUGGAGGUCCUGGAGUCUACUGCAAUAACGUCAAAUGUAGCGCUUUUGAAGUCUGCAAAAUGGACCCUGCUACAAAGAGGAUGAAGUGUGUACGGGCCUAAUAAUACAAUUCUAAUGGGCCCUUACGUUCUAAACUUAUGUUCUAAAGGGCCCCCGUGUUCCGAACUUUAAAGGGCCUUGUGUUAGCACCUUAGUACAGACAUCAUUCGAAUUCGUUGCGUAUAUACCGGCUUAUUAUAACAUUAUUGUAUUCAUAAUUUUAUCGUGGAAUUUCACUAUUAAAACACUCGUAC
Papilio machaon (common yellow swallowtail) is the source of this 618-nucleotide messenger RNA. Its product is annotated as WAP, Kazal, immunoglobulin, Kunitz and NTR domain-containing protein. Gene Ontology annotation, cellular component: extracellular region. Bases 91 to 426 code for a protein of 111 amino acids. Gene Ontology annotation, molecular function: peptidase inhibitor activity. The transcript is spliced from 4 exons. The record is from RefSeq and is a predicted model, not a curated record. Lineage: Eukaryota; Metazoa; Arthropoda; Insecta; Lepidoptera; Papilionidae.